AUGCGAAGCACAAGAGGAAGCCCCUCCACCGCCGUCGGGCCGCCAGCCGGACGCGGCCGGUAUGGGCACAUUAGGCCGUGGGCCGAGCCGAGGCCUAAAUUGGAUCCACAAAGCCCCAGUCGCCCCGCUGUGACUGCGCUGUUCGACGCCGCCGUCCUAGUGAAUGUGGUGCUGCUCCUCCACCUACGAAAUGACAUUAUGUCGACGCCUGGCGCGCGAAAUAUCCGGGAGCGUGCGUCCGUGCGUGCAGAGGUAUGGUGCGACGCGUCUUCUCAUCCAUGCGCGCGUCGCCCACACCGUACCGUACGUACCUGGGACGCGUACGUGGAACGGUUCUUCCGGGGAGGAGGGACUCUACCACUUGCAAGCAAGACGCGGCGUGACUGCCGGCUGCACUUCCACCACUGCUUUGUUGACUGUCAUGGACAGUACGUUCCUCUCGGCAGACGGGACUCGACGAGCGCAACCGGGAAUACCGGGGACCUCCCGGGCCCUGGCUCCAGCCUCGCACAGCUCCAGGCCGCGUUCGCCAAGAAGAACCUCAACACCGUGGACAUGGUGGCGCUCUCCGGCGCGCACACCAUCGGCCGGGCGCAGUGCCAGAACUUCCGCUCGCGGAUCUACGGCGGCGACACCAACAUCAACGCCGCCUUCGCCACCUCGCUCAAGGCCAACUGCCCGCAGUCCGGCGGCAACGGCAACCUGGCGGCGCUCGACGCCACCACCGCCAACGCCUUCGACAACGCCUACUACACCAACCUGCUCUCCCAGAAGGGGCUCCUCCACUCCGACCAGGUGCUCUUCAACAACGCCACCACCGACAACACCGUCAGGAACUUCGCGUCCAGCGGGGCGGCCUUCAGCAGCGCCUUCGCCACGGCCAUGGUCAAGAUGGGCAACAUCUCGCCGCUCACAGGGACGCAGGGCCAGAUCAGGCUCAGCUGCUCCAAGGUGAACUCGUGAUCAGCGUACGAGGAUUAUACGUCACGUGAAUGAAUAAGGCCACAAAACCGACGGCCAAUUCCACUCUACUAUUAGCAGUUCAGCACUAGCUAGAACCGUGUAUAUAUAUACGUGGUGCAGCUCAAAAUUAUGCAUGCACCUCUACACAUGUAACUAUCGAAUUCUCUCAUGCAAAGGCAUAAAGAAUUAUACUACUUUAAUAUGUACAACUACAA
Messenger RNA from Lolium perenne, 1178 nucleotides. Lineage: Eukaryota; Viridiplantae; Streptophyta; Magnoliopsida; Poales; Poaceae. The record is from RefSeq and is a predicted model, not a curated record.